UUCAGGAAAGUGAUAUUGACACACGGACCCCCAGAGACGCAGAGACCAUGGACUCAUGGAGGCUUCUUUGUUAAGUAGUUCACUCUGCCUCUGCUAUCUACUUGCAGGCCAUCACAGAGGCAUAGAUGAUCAAACGAUGAGAACGGAUCCCUGAGCAGCUUUUUCUUUCUUAUUCUUCUCUCUCAAUCUCUCAAGAAGAUAUAAAUCUGGGUUAUUGCUUUAUCUUCUUAUCCCUAUCCUCUCAAUCUCUCUCUGGUUUUGCCCUAGAAAAGAGGAGCAUUACACUAUAGGCUUCCGAGAAAGGUGUUCUCACUUCUCAGUUCUCCGCUUCCCUGUCUCUUCAAAUUGUUUCUUAUGUAGAAGGUAUUGCCGGAAUUCGAUCGGCGUAGUUCCUACCGACAUAGCAAAACCCCAGUUUAAAUGGAUUGCAGGUUUUGGGAAAUACGAGGUUUUACAAUUGCAGAUCUCUGAUGGAGUUUGUACGGCCGCGUGGUUUUUAUUGGGGAACGUGUCGUGUCUCAGGAUGCGUUUCUUGGCUGUGGGCAAUGGGUGAUUUUCUUCGAAAGCAAUAGUGGAGGAUCACUGUUUAGUGGAACCAGAAUCGUGGAAGUAAUUUUCUGGUUUUGUCAUCGGUUACGGCAAGAAAAAAAAAAUGAGGAUAAGAAGGCCCGUUUUGUUCUUGCUGAUCGUUACUGUUUUUGCUCCUAUUGUUCUCUACACAGAUAGACUUGCAAGCUUCACAAAUUUGUCCUCUAGAAGUGGAUUCACUGAAGAUGUUUCUACUCUAGCUGUCGGUGGCGAGAUAAGUAAAUUGAAUCUGCUUCCGCAGGAGUCAUCGAUUAACUUGAAAGAACCGAUUGGCAUCGUUUAUUCACUCAACGCCAGCACUCCUGAUUCGAAUUCUGAUGAAUCCAGGGAAGUGCCUUCUGACCUAACUGCAGAAUCCUCAAGAGGUUUGCAAGUGGUUCCGUCGGGGGAGGAUAAGACUAAGACCAGAGUGUUAUCUGCGCCCAUCAGGCAGGUGACUGAUGGACUUCGAGAUGGAAAGGAGAACGAAAGCUUGCAGGAUCCUGAAACGGCUGAGGGAAAGGAAAGAAAAGAAGAAAUUGCGGCUACGGGGAAGGAGGGCAAAUCCAAUUUAUCUCAGGAAAAUAAAAAUGAGCAGAAUUCUUCCGGCAAAGUUGAUCCAGAAGAACAUAUAAGGAUAAAUACUGUGGGACAAAGUAACCAGGCAGUUAUGCCAGAUGCUCGAGUUCGGCAUCUUAAAGAUCAACUGAUUAGGUCAAAGGUGUACCUUGGCCUGAGUGCCACUCGAAACAACCCCCAUUUCAUAAGGGAGCUCCGGUUACGGAUGAAAGAAAUUCGGCGAGUACUUGGUGAUGCAUCCAAGGAUUCUGAAUUACCUAGAAAUGCCUAUGGUAAAUUGAAGGCAAUGGAACAAACAUUAGCUAGAGGGAAGCAAAUUCAAGAUGACACUGCUGCAGAAGUAAAGAAACUACGUGCUAUGCUGCACUUGACAGAAGAGCAGGUCAAAGUGCUCAAGAAGCAGACCAUGUUCUUGACACAGCUUGCUGCAAAGACACUCCCUAAAGGACUUCACUGCCUUCCACUUCGCCUUUCAACUGAGUACUUUUCCUUGAAUUCUAGCCAACAGCAAUUUCUGGAUCAAGAGAAACUGGAAGACCCAAUGUUGUACCACUAUGCUUUGUUCUCAGACAACGUAUUGGCAGCAGCAGUUGUUGUAAACUCGACCAUUUCUCAUGCCAAAGAACCAGAAAACCAUGUUUUCCACAUUGUAACUGAUCGGCUUAAUUAUGCAGCGAUGAGGAUGUGGUUUCUAGUUAAUCCACCAGGCAAAGCUACUAUCCAGGUUCAGGACAUUAAAGAAUUUACAUGGCUAAAUUCAAGCUACAGUCCAGUUCUCAAGCAACUUGGUUCUCCAUCCAUGAUAGAUUAUUACUUCAGGGCUCACCAUGCAAAUUCUGAUUCCAACUUGAAAUUUCGGAAUCCAAAAUACCUAUCCAUCUUAAACCAUCUCCGUUUUUACCUGCCUGAGAUCUUUCCAAAGCUCAACAAAGUACUGUUCUUAGAUGAUGACAUAGUAGUGAAUAAGGACCUCACUGCUCUGUGGUCUCUUGAUCUGAAAGGAAAGGUCAAUGGUGCGGUUGAUACUUGUGGAGAAAGUUUCCACCGGUUUGAUCACUAUCUCAACUUCUCAAAUCCUCUAAUUUCAGAAAAUUUUGAUCCCCAUGCUUGUGGUUGGGCAUAUGGAAUGAAUAUCUUUGAUCUGGAGGAAUGGAAAAGGCAGAACAUAACUGAAGUGUACCACACGUGGCAAAAACUGAAUCAGAACAGACAGCUAUGGAAGUUAGGAACACUGCCACCUGGUCUGAUUACAUUUUGGAACCGCACUUUUCCCCUUGACCGGUCAUGGCAUGUUCUUGGCCUUGGCUAUGACCCAAAUGUCAGCCAGAAGGAUAUUGAGCAAGCGGCCGUCAUACACUACAAUGGAAACAUGAAACCAUGGCUUGAGAUUGGCAUGCCUAAGUACCGAAGCUACUGGACGAGAUUCGUUGAUUAUGAUCAAGUAUAUUUGAGAGAAUGCAACAUCAAUCCGUAAUUGACUAAAUAGUACAUUCCGACCUUUUCUCAAACCAAUGUGACAUGCUGGUUUUUUGCAGAUGUGUUACUUUUGGGUUCUUUUUGGAAUCAAAAGUCCUCAUAGUUUAAUUCGUUCUGUUCACGCUUUCUGAAGAGGAUAAUAGCAGUGUCAGUUCAUAAUAUCUUUCAUCUUGGCGCCAUUGUUACCACCUCAACAGAAGUACACAUCUAUUUGUAAAUUUGUCCACUGUUAGAGAGUGGUGACGAAGGAUUACAGUAUAUUCAUUUAGUCUCAAAUUCAUGUAAAUCUGAUAGUUAAUUGGGAAUUUCCAAUUUUUUUUUUUUUGUUUA
Messenger RNA from Macadamia integrifolia, 2952 nucleotides. RefSeq names its product probable galacturonosyltransferase 4. Gene Ontology annotation, molecular function: polygalacturonate 4-alpha-galacturonosyltransferase activity. The transcript is spliced from 9 exons. The record is from RefSeq and is a predicted model, not a curated record. The coding region runs from base 653 to 2620 and encodes 655 amino acids. Lineage: Eukaryota; Viridiplantae; Streptophyta; Magnoliopsida; Proteales; Proteaceae.